UUACUUACUUCAACCAGCGCAUUGUCUUUAUACGACCAGAGAAGCACGCAGCCAAAUUGACCGUUGGAAUUGUUUUUUGAAAUCGCACUAGGCGCCCCGCUGCCUGCCACUGCCCGUUUGCUGUCUUCUUUCUUGAUUCUUUUUGCUUGCUCAACCUCAAAGAUCGAAGCUUCGGUAAUCUUAUCGUCUCAUUCGCGAUGAAGAAGCGCAGGCAGGACGCUUCUCCGGUCUCCUCGGACCGCCAGAAGUGGCAGAAAGUGUUCGACCCGCUGGUCGGGAUGAUAACCAAGCAGCAGUCUCAGCUGCAUACUCUCGUCAGGGAGAGGAGUCUGCUCGAAGAUCGUAUCAGGACCCAGCAGAAGCGUUACGACUCCGAUGUGGCUUUCCUCAGGGAGCGGAUUUCGCAGAUGAAGAGGGCUAUGGCCGUGCAAGACAUGAUGCGGUCACUUGAUGCGAUGAAGUUGGAAUUGGCCGUGGGAUUGAAGCAAAGGGAGGCCCUUUUGCGCAAAAUGAAGCUGGAUGAAGCAGAACUUGAGUUGGCCGAUUUUAAAGAGUGUCUCAACGUCCUUUGCCCUUCUGCUAACCCUCGGGAUGACUCUGAACGACACACUCCCGAGACCUCAAGAAGUAAAGGGUCAAGCCAGAAAAGCAGUGGGAGAUCUGCCAAAGAAUUAGAUGUGCGGGAUCAUUUACUGGAAGAUGAAAUUAAAAGGCUAAAGCAAGAAUACGAUGUGCUGGUUUUGGAUAAGAAUGCCGAGAUAUCUGCAUUGCUGACAGAGAAGAAGUUUGUGUGGAAUCAGUAUAAAAUAUUGGAAACUAACCUGAAUGAUAAGCUAAAGAGCAAGGAGGCCGAGAUUCGGCUGGCAAAUGAGAAAGUAUCAGGACUUCUGGCAAGUAUGGAGAAGCUCCAAUCGUCCAAUGAUGCUAAGGAUGAGGUUAUUGCUAAAUUAGAGAGUAAAAUUGCUGAUAAGGAAGCACUUGCAAGGAAGAGGGGUGAUGAACUUGUGAGGCUUGCCCAUGAAUUGGAACUGCUGAGAAGAGCAAGAUGCACCUCGGAGACACCCGUGUUGAGUCGGUGCACUACAUCCGGCAGUAUAACCUCCUCCUUGGGGAACAAGAAAGGUACCCGUGUUUCUGUGAACAAACCACCAUCAGCUGCACAAGGUUCAGAUUCUACGAAGAACUCUGAAAGGGGAGGCCGGGGCUCAAAGAGAAAAGCUGAUGAAAUCGAUUCAAGCCAAGUUACUCCGAAGCUGUUCUCAUCAUCAUUCAAAAUUCCAAAACUCAAGACCCCAGUGAAGCAAAUGAGAUGACUGCCUUGACCUUUGCCAACGCAGAUUGCCAAACUCGUUUCUAAUUGUAUAUUAUCUUAGUGUCCAGAAUUCAGAGUUCUUAGCUUAGUUUAGUGAAUCUUGUGAAUUAGCUGAGCUGUGUUAUGGACAAGUAGCUGUCCCAACUUGUAUUGUCUUCUACUCGUAGGCCAUUUUUUCAAUCCAGUUAACGUCUUGUAACUGUCAAGUUCAUCUGAAAGGAAGUAAAAUCGAUUCUUUUUUGCGCAAAA
Punica granatum (pomegranate) is the source of this 1561-nucleotide messenger RNA. The record is from RefSeq and is a predicted model, not a curated record. NCBI's taxonomy places the organism in Eukaryota, Viridiplantae, Streptophyta, Magnoliopsida, Myrtales, Lythraceae.